This is a messenger RNA of Gadus morhua (Atlantic cod), 977 nucleotides long. RefSeq names its product SLC35A4 upstream open reading frame protein. The transcript has 3 exons. The record is from RefSeq and is a predicted model, not a curated record. Lineage: Eukaryota; Metazoa; Chordata; Actinopteri; Gadiformes; Gadidae. Bases 427 to 738 code for a protein of 103 amino acids.
UUAUACCUAAAGAAACAUAAUCCAUAUUUAUUUUCAUUAUCAUUUGUUGCGGUGGUUAUUGUAAUAUUCUUAUUCUUCUCGAUCCGGGGAUUGUUAACUGUAAGGCUCAUAGGAAGUAAGGGACCGGAAGUUGCUUUGCGGUAGACUUAAAUAACGGUACAAUUCAGGAUACUCUCUACGCCUACGUGAAACUAUUUGAAUGGACGGAAGUUAUUGUGUUUACCUCGGGGAACCCUAUACCAUUCGGCUAACUCUUCCGGAAGGGAAUUGUAUUUUUUUUAUGUACUCAUAAUACAACAUAGCAUCGAGUUACUUUAGAUAUCAUUGAACGUUUUAGGUCUUUCUCUGCCAGGCAAAGGUAGUCGAUCACAACAUAGUCCAUUCCAGGAUAUAUAGUCGAGCCAAGAUAUCAUCACCGUGAGCAAAAUGGCGGGUGACAAGGACCCUCUGUCCCAGUUAAAGGAUCUGAACCACCUGAAGAAUCAGCUGGAGGAGAUCCAGAGGCGUGUGGAGGACGAGGUGUCCGUAGGGAUCCCUCAGGGCGGCUCUCUGCUGGGUUCCCCCUUCCUGAAGGGCUUUCUGGCGGGUUACGUGGUGGCCAAGCUACGGUCCUCGGCUAUCUUGGGAGUAGUGCUGGGAACUAUGACUGGCAUUUUCGCAGCACAGAGCUAUCAAGUGCCAAACAUUGAGCAGACUGUCAAAGACUAUUUAAACAAUCUGAAGAAAGGACCCAAGUAGACAGGAUUGACAGCUGUCUGACUGUGAGAUCGGGGCACGGGAUUGGUCCCAGCUGCUGCUGGCUUUCCAGUGACUCGUGGGACAGAAAAUAGAAUUCCAACGCUACUGGUUAAACUGGGAAAUGGAUAUUAUGUUACUGAAUCUGGGAAUCAAAGCAAAUGACCUUACUUUUUGUCUGUGUUCUUUUCUGUCGUGAUCAUCUCAUUAUUUAUAUGCGCGUUAAACGUUUUAAAGACACC